Castor canadensis (American beaver) is the source of this 1035-nucleotide messenger RNA. Lineage: Eukaryota; Metazoa; Chordata; Mammalia; Rodentia; Castoridae. The record is from RefSeq and is a predicted model, not a curated record.
CUACUAUAUACUGACCUAAGGAUAGUUCUGAAAAUGACUGAGUUCAUAUAUGAACUCUUCCAGAGAAAAGAGGUGAUGCUUUAGUGUUCAAAAUCAUUAUGAAGUUAUAUUACUUAGGCAGCUACUUGUUUAAAAGAACUUUUUGUCUGUUAGAUAAUCCUUUAAAAGACACUUUGGGAAUCACAAGGCACACUCCUGCCUGGCCAGCCAGCCGGAGCCCCAGCUAGUACCUCAGAAACUAGGUGGCACUAUGUCUUUGCCUCCUGAAGGGAAACUAGAGACUAAAGCCGGACACCCACUCGCCAUGAAAACCAGUGGGGUGCAAAUUGUGCAGAAACACAAUUUCUUUGGUGUAGGCAACAAAGAAGAGAAAAAUAAGGAUGACCAAGAAUGGGGGCCCCAGCCUCCUAAGUUGGCCCUGUUCAUCUCUGGUGUCAUUGCCCAGGGUGACAAGGUUCCCCCAGCAGCUGCACAGCUGGCUCACCAGAAGCUCCAGGCCUCCAUGGACAAGCACCCUUCCCCAAGAACCCAGCACAUCCAGCAGCCUCGCAAGUGAUCCACACACAGAGCCCCGUCCCACGCAGCAUGUCCUAGACCCCCCAGGAUAGCUCUCAGACAAACCGAAGUGGCACUUUGUGCAAAUUAUUAAGCUGCUGGGAAACUGAGACAAAGCAAAGAGCUCCUUCCUUUGUCUUCAAUUCCCAUAGUUUGAACCAGAAGCAGCUCAAAUCCCAAACUGUGUUUAUAGGAGCCCUAGCUGGGAGUCACUGAAAGAUCUCUGUACCCCGGGAGAAGUGCCAUUCACAGAAUUUGCUAAGUCCUCAGUAAGAUCAGUCCUUCACACUGUAACUUUAAUCCAUCUUGGCAAUUACCUGUGGUCCUUGCCCGUGGUCCUUAAAACAAGAGGACACAAAUUUGGAGACUACAUAAGAUGAGUGGGCAAGCAAAAUCAUUUCAUGCUUUUCAACGAGAGGACAAGACUUAACACCUACCUGCUGCAAUGGCAGGUUCCAGCCAAGCCAGAGGAGGGAAGCU